UAUCUACGAUGCCGGUUCCCAACAUUCGCUACGGGUCAAUUCUGUUUCUAUUCUUUCUUGGUGCAUACCUUUUUUGCCGGGGCUUUUUUCUGCAUCGAAACCUUUCGAUGAAAAAGUCAGACUGUCAUGACCUCAGAGACUUUCACAAUAUCCAGCUUCAAGGGCUAUGUUGGAGCGAGCCUCGUUUCAACCGUACAGUCAUACUGAUUAUUGAUGCGUUAAAAUACGAAUUUACCGUCACUGUCGACGAUAUCCACGCGCAUUGGGCGAACAAAAUGCCAAUUUUUGAACAACUUCGUUUUCGCUAUCCACAAUCAACAUAUCAUGCGCGUUAUGUCGCCGACUCGCCUACAACGACUCUUCAGCGACUGACGGCUCUCAUGACCGGCGGAAUGCCAACAUUCAUCGACGCUGCGACAAACUUUUAUCAAACGGCAAUCAUUGAAGAUAACCUAAUUCGUCAGAUGGCUGACAAUGGCAAACGAAUAGUGUUUCUUGGAGAUGACACUUGGAUGAAUCUCUUACCCGGCGCUUUCCACCGAAGCUAUCCAUUCCCGUCUUUUGUUGUACACGACCUCCACACAGUUGAUGAUGGUAUCAUCUCGCACAUCUACGAUGAACUAGCCAAGUCCGAUGUUGACAUUUUGAUUGCGCACUUCCUUGGCGUCGACCAUUGCGGACACUGGCAUCAUCAGGACCACCCAGAAAUGGCCAGCAAACUUAGUCAAAUGAAUCGGGUCGUUGCAAACAUAAGCAGCCAAUUACAUGAAACAGACUUACUUAUAGUCCUUGGAGAUCAUGGAAUGACGCUGUCAGGCGAUCACGGGGGCGAUGCUGAGGAUGAGAUCACGGCAGCUUUAUUCAUGUAUGCGCCUGGUGGUGCUGCUACGACUGCAGCAUCAGGUAAAACUGAUGGAAAGGCUUCACUGUCGCAACCUCUUGUGCGGCACGUUGAGCUAGAUGAAUCCAAGGUGUCGCAGAUAGAUUUAGUGCCUACCCUAUCGUUGCUUCUUGGGCUGCCUAUACCAUUUUCAAGCUUAGGCCGUGUCAUAGAACCUUUGUUCAUUUCACAACCACCUCUGGGCAACGAACUUAUUGCCCUAUGGAUCAAUGUUCAACAGGUCCAACGUUACGUCAAUGUUUCAGGUCAUUUACUGAAACUGCUACCACAUACCCAUAAAGCCCAUCAGCUUAACCGGCUAUGGGAUGUUCUCGCAGUUAAUUUCAACGAUUCGCUCAGUGCCACUUCAUUACACCGUGCCGCCACGAAGUAUUUAAGUCAGGUACAAGCUGUCGCUCGGAGUGUGUUUACCGUAUUUAACAUACCAUUCAUGGGCCUCGGACUUCUGCAUUUGUCAGUUGCUACUCUUAUCGCAGUCUUGUCUGCGAGGAAAGAUGCCUUUAGUAACAGCAACAACAAUAGCAAUUCGAUAGUACCGCCCCCUGAGUUCUCUGAAAAAGCGAUGUACAAUUGGGUGGUUAUCCUAACAACUGGGGUAUCGUGUCUGGGCUAUUUCUCAAAUAGCUUUAUUAUUAACGAAGACCAAGCGAGCUUAUACUUCCUCCAGGGUUUAGCUGCCCUUGCGAUGGUCGCAAGUCGUCACAACUGGUGUAACUUACUGGUCAUAAUCGCACUUAUGGCAGCCAUACGAAUCUUUACACCGUACGGCUGGAUAUGCCGUUAUGAGCAGGGAUGUCAGCCGGAUGCUAGACUUGAUGAGCACAUCAUGGAUCCGCUCGGUGUAAUAAUCGCAGUGGUUUGCGUCGUUGCUCUGGUUGGAGUAGCUAUCUGGUGCAUAAAAACUGGUUUUAAAGAUCCCGGAAGCUAUGCAAACUCUAUCGGAGCUCAGACGAUAACUGUACUACUAAAUGUUGGUGCCUGCUGUUUGCUUGCCUAUUGGUUCUUGCAUAUACAGGAUCAAGCGAAAUUGAAAGCUUUUGGCAAUUAUAAAGAACACCUGCCAAACGCAAGUUUCUUGUGUCUUUUAGGCCUUCAACUAGCACUCGUAUUACACCGAAAGUAUGCGAUGGAUCGGGUAACGCUGCGUCUGAAUUACGUAUUGUUGCAUGCCGUUGGGUUAACGUUAAUGUUAAGCGUCUACACGAGUCCAUCUCGAGUACCUUCAUUAACAGUUGCUACAGCCUGCCUUUUGCUUAUGCAUAUUUAUAGGGCAGUUCCCGAGGAGUUAGAGGGCGCUUUAGCCGUAGCGCUGAUGUCGAAUGUUUUCUUUGCAACGGGGCAUCAACACACAUUCCAACAGAUUCAAUGGAGGGCGGGUUUUAUUGGUACAACAGGAAAUAGUCUCGUGUUGCCAGGUAUUCGCGUUAUCCUGAACACAUUUAGCGGCCACAUUCUGAUUGCCUUUCUUUUACCAUCAGUGUUGAGACGGGGCCUCCCUAAAAGCUCUUUUGUAGCAAUUCUUCUCCUUCGAAUGACGUCACAGUGCUUCAGCUGCUUCAUUCUGCGGCAGCAUUUGAUGCUGUGGGCUGUGUUUGCUAUGAGACUUCUAUUUGCUAUUGUGGAAUGCUUCGUCCUUCUUUUAGGUGUAACGUUAGGUAGAAUCAUAUGCCAAAAUUCAGCUUGUUGGUCACUCCGACAUCAUCUGGGAGUGCUUAUGAACGGUGGAAUCCCACAACAUUUUACGCGGUCAGAUUCGACUACGACGUCGGGAUUCAAUAGGAAAAAGCCUAAGGCAAAAUAGUUAGUGCGACGUGGAACUUCAAAUGCUGCUUUGCCACUUGUCUUUAAAUAAUGUUAACCAAGUACAAUCGCAAACAACGAGUUGGAAAGCUUUUUCAGGUAUCAAUGAACAAAAGAAUAUGUUCGAAAUCUGCACCUGCCGCCGGUCAGCGAGUACUUGUUUCUACCAGACUGUCCUUGAUCCUUUGAAGGUUCGAACUAUUUCUAGAAACACUUCGCAAGCAUUUUAUUUCACUAUUUCAUUUGCUGCUUUUAAAAACGGUGUAUAUGAAAUAUAGUAGGAUUAGUUGAUAAUCGUAUUUAAGCGCAGGGUACUACCACCGUUCGCUUAGUUGUGGGCAAAAUCUAGAUUAAUAUCAGAUACUUAGCGUAUAUACAAUGGAAUGCUAUCAUUGUAUUAUCGAAUAUAAAUGUAUGUAGUGUCCGUUGCACAAAAAGCAUGCUUUGAGUUGACUGUCAACUCUAGCGUGACAGGAAAGUUUAAAUGGCAGCAAAUGCUUUCUAGACACUAGUGCUCUUUGCCAUUGAUGAAAAGGUUUUUGCUUACCUAGGAUUUGGGUAUAUUAUACUUCGUUGAAGGACAAAUAGGUGCCUGUAGUGCAAAAACCUACCUAAGCUUUUGCUCACGAUUAUAUUAUAAAGGGGCGCUACUGUGAGCAUAUCUGUUAACUGUUACUAAAUCGUUUCUAAUGUGUGUACCACAACAAAAUAUCGGUAUAGCAUAUCGAUGCAUACUUUGAAGUUUCAUUGAUAUCCGAAGGUCACUUCAAGCCAAAUGCUGGUAGCACACGGACAUGUAAUAUUACUCAUGUUUAAUAAAUAAACUGUAGUUCAAGGUAGAGAGCCUUAUUGGGGACGUUCGUGACGUCGACGUCACGUAAAUAAUAUCGAACGCAUGCAAUUUAAAGUGUAAGAAUAGAACUGUAAACUCUGUAAUGCCAAAUGAAUUACUGAAUGAAUGCUUUUGUUUUACUUUACCAAAACAAAGAUAUUUUUACUUAAGCAAUGAGCCAAGAGACAGCUUUUCAACUUCUGCAAUUAGAAUACUAUUUUAUAAUAUUGGCGGAGAACCAUGCUGUAAUUUUUUGGCGGUUUACGCUAGUAAAAUCAUAUUAAAGAUGCGCAAUCACUUAUUACUACCAUUACCAUUAUUUUACAAUUAUUUAAUUAACCAGUUCGAAUUUCGUUGGCGCUGAUGCAAUAACGAGAAACUGUGAAGUGAUCUAAAUGACAUUUACAUAUGCGGCCACAUAUUAAAGGUCAAGAACUUUCUGCGUA
This is a messenger RNA of Varroa destructor (honeybee mite), 3979 nucleotides long. It is a transcript of the gene PIG-O, whose product is annotated as phosphatidylinositol glycan anchor biosynthesis class O. Gene Ontology annotation, cellular component: endoplasmic reticulum membrane. NCBI's taxonomy places the organism in Eukaryota, Metazoa, Arthropoda, Arachnida, Mesostigmata, Varroidae. Gene Ontology annotation, molecular function: mannose-ethanolamine phosphotransferase activity. The record is from RefSeq and is a predicted model, not a curated record. Gene Ontology annotation, biological process: GPI anchor biosynthetic process.